This is a messenger RNA of Cynocephalus volans (Philippine flying lemur), 564 nucleotides long. RefSeq names its product chromosome 10 C17orf100 homolog (gene C10H17orf100). The record is from RefSeq and is a predicted model, not a curated record. Lineage: Eukaryota; Metazoa; Chordata; Mammalia; Dermoptera; Cynocephalidae. The transcript has a single exon. Bases 140 to 517 code for a protein of 125 amino acids.
AGCAUCCUAGUUUUCCCGCCCUUGUGCCCGUGGUGACGUCAUUUCUUACCCUGUGACGUAACCCCGAGGCGUCACACUGAGGGUGACCGUUGGGUUGUGAGGCUUCCCGAGACCUCAUUGACCCUUUUACAGCCGCAGGAUGGCCUCACCCCUUGGGGGAAAGCCCUCUUCGCCCCAGGUGAAAACCACCCACUAUAAGGAGACUUCCACGGUCCGCGUGGAGUCCUCGUCCCACCACAUAGAGACAUCCUCUCGGCAGGUGCGAACGUCUUCCCGGCAGGUGGAGACCUCCCAGCGCCUCGGCAAGGGGCCCUCCCUUUCCCCCUCUGGGAAGCGGCUCCCCCACGUCCUCGAGGUGUCCUCCCAGCACGUGGAAACCUCCUCGCAGCGCACGGAAACGUCCUCCCGCCACCUCCGGGCCUCGUCCCUGCAGAUGGAGACGUCUCUGCACCGCGUGGAGAGCCCGGCCCGGCGGGACAAGCUGGCAGCUCGCCAGAACGUGAAAAUGGCCCGCUGAAAUGCUUUACGAAGGCUGCGCGAAAGGGCCAUGGCCUUCAGCCAAGA